Messenger RNA from Microdochium trichocladiopsis, 1142 nucleotides. RefSeq lists its product as uncharacterized. NCBI's taxonomy places the organism in Eukaryota, Fungi, Ascomycota, Sordariomycetes, Xylariales, Microdochiaceae. The transcript has a single exon. The coding region runs from base 373 to 777 and encodes 134 amino acids. The record is from RefSeq and is a predicted model, not a curated record.
CUCCCAUUCCCGCCUCUGCAUCCCCGGCCGCUGGCCUGCCCCUCCGUGUCUUUCGGCGUCAAUGCAUUGCGACCUGCUAGCCUCGCGAUCUGGUUGAGGUGCUCGGGGCGGUCGAUCUUGGCACCUGCUUCAUCAAGUGCAUGACAGUCUUAAAACGAGCGCGCUGCCCCUUCCUUAAAGUCCUUUGUGAACCCUACACCAUCGAGAAAUCGCGAGUCACAUAACAACAACAGCCGCGAGAGGACAUCACAACUUGACAACGCAGCUUCCAACACGCUCUCUACUGUCUGCCACAACAAGCACACCCUCGAGCCAUUCACAGACCGGACCACAAAGAGCCCCAGGAGACUCAAACCCCAUCAGCGAGCAAACAUGAGCAGCAACACCCCCAAAACCCUCGUCCGCAUCGACGACUUCCCCCUUCCCCCGCCCAAGACCGCCCGUGCAAUCAUCAUCUCCGGCAUCGCCAUGCUCCUCUCUGCCCGGUCCUCCCUCCUCGAGCCCGGGUCCCUGUUCUACGACAAUAUCCUCGCCAGCCAGCCCGCCCAGGCCACCAGGAUCGCCCGCUGGGCCCAGCAGGCCGUCUUCUGGUUCCUCUUUGGCGCACACUCCCUCGAGACCGUGGGCUUCGCGUUCGCCAGGCUCAGGAGGCACGGGGUCCCCAUCUUCAGCCUGCUCGGCUUCAAGUGGCUCGCCGCCGUCUUUGUCGGGGGCAAGUUUGCCUGGGCGCACUUUGACGAGGUCGUGGCGAGGAAGGCCAUUGGUGGCGGGCGGUGAAUUUUUUUCCUGCUUUUUGGUUUCUGAUCGAGGGGCGGCAGUGCCCAAGCAUCAUCAGUUGUGAGGAACCCUGUGAGGAACAGAAAACAUGGUUAUAAACACACGACCCGGAGCUUGAGGCAGUCAGGCGGUCGCCGUUGUCAGACGAAGAGGGCGAAGACGGAAAAAAACUUUUGUGACUUGUUGUUCCUGAUGGCGGCGUUCUUCUAAUUUGUGAUCUUUAGAUGGGGGACGCUGGGGAAGGCAACUGGGGCUUUUGUUUACCCCAGGCUAGAGGGUCGCGGGCAAGGAGGGCGCCAGGAGGGUGCAAGGAGAACAGAGCAGGCAGCAUGAUACCCCACGAUUCCAAGCAAGCUAAUCAUAUA